AUGACAGACAUCGCUAUACCUGAUGUCCAACGCGCGUGGAUCAACCUUCGAGGAGGGACUCCGGCUGAAGCUCUCAUAUUGAAGUCGGAUUGGCCUGUGCCCAAGAAGCUAGCACCAGGCGAGGUGCUGCUGAAGGUACAAGCAGGUGCACUUAACCCAAUUGGAUAUAAGUUCUUUGCAGUUCUUCCGAACUUCCUUGCGGGGAGGCCGCGUGUGCCAGAAUACGAUCUAUCAGGCGUCGUAGUCGAUACGAAUAAAUCUCGAUUCAGACCAGGGGAUGAGGUCUACGGCUGGGUUCCGUCGAAUCAAUUCCGGUCGAAGGAAGGAGCCCUCUGCCAGUAUGUUAAGGUUUCAGAGGAUUGGAUUGUCUCGCGACCCCAUAACGUUACCCCUACACAAGCGGCGGGCUUCACACUCGCUGGACAGACAGCCUAUACCGCGUUUAUGAGGCACAUCAACAUUCAACCCGGCCAACAUAUAUUUGUUAACGGCGGCAGUACAGCAGUUGGGGCCUUUGCAAUACAACUUGCUAAAAUAAAGGGGGCGAAAGUAACAGCAAGUGCUUCAGGCAAGAAUGAAGAGUUCGUCCGGCGGAUGGGCGCUGAUAAGUUCGUUGACUAUACAAAGGUAUCCGUAUUGGAAUACUUGGAGAGCUUUACGAGAACAUCGAACCCAAAGUUCGACUAUAUCCUCGAAGCUGUGGGAAUCAGUGUCCCAACGAUGUAUACAGCCAGCGACUCGUAUCUAUCUCCUCAAGGAGCUUUCUUGUCUGUUGGCGUCCAGCCGAAGGACACCUCGCUUCCUGAGCUUCUUAAUGUGGCGAAAUGUUUUGUGGCCAUGUUCCGACCAAUUUUCCUGGGCGGAAACAAAGCUCGUUGGAUAAACGUAUUUGUGUUUAACCAUAUCGAAAACAUGGAUCAAUUCCAGAAAUACGUGGCCGAAGGUUCCCUUCAGCCAAUCGUCGACUCUGUAUACGACUUCAACGAUGCUCUAAAUGCAUACGAUCGUAUCAUGAGCAAACGAGCGACUGGGAAGGUGGUAGUCAGAGUUGACCCAACUUCUGAAUAA
Messenger RNA from Cyclocybe aegerita, 1068 nucleotides. Lineage: Eukaryota; Fungi; Basidiomycota; Agaricomycetes; Agaricales; Hemipholiotaceae. The record is from the annotation of a GenBank genome assembly.